UGAUACUUUUACAUUUUUGAGUGAUGGCUAUACCCAAGUACAAUACAUCCCACUGACGAAUAUAUCGAAUGUAAGCACAACAGCUGCGUCUUCAGAUCAACUAACCAUACAAACGAUCUUGCAAGAGUUACGUUCUUUGCAAACAAAAUUUGAAAAUUUCAAAGAAACUAAUACAAAAAUAAUAAAAACUUUGACGGAAGAAGUCGUUGCGUUAAAAACCGAAGUCAAGCAGCAAAGAAAUAUGCGUGGGAAGGAUGAUAAGUCUCUAAUACCUUCCUUGCCUUUCAUGGAUGUCAAGGACUUUAUUGAUUUUGACACGAAGCUGCUGUUGAACGACAAAAUAACAUCUCAGCUGAAAAAUAUCAUAUAUAGAGUUGGAGGAAAGGAUUUCCCUUCAUUCCUAAGAAUGGCAUUGAAAUCCAUUAUAUCGGAUGCUAUGGCCGUUAAUUUAACUUGGCGUGGAACAAAUGACAAACCCAGUAUCCAACGCUUUACAACAUUUGCACUAAUAAGAAAUGCCUGUCAUUCCAAAUAUUCGAACUCGACCGAUAUGGAUAUAAAAAGUGUGUUAACAGCACAUACUUCACGCCCGAGACAGAGUACAAAAAAAAAAACAAACAAACAAUUAAUGAACUGAAAAAUUAAAAAAAUCUUAUUUCUAAUAUUCACAUGAAUUAAUUUUUUAUUUUUUUUUUUAAAUACAUUUUUGAAUUGAAAUAAAUAUAAAAAAUUUAAAAACGAAAA
This is a messenger RNA of Zeugodacus cucurbitae (melon fly), 744 nucleotides long. RefSeq lists its product as uncharacterized. NCBI's taxonomy places the organism in Eukaryota, Metazoa, Arthropoda, Insecta, Diptera, Tephritidae. The record is from RefSeq and is a predicted model, not a curated record. Bases 242 to 637 code for a protein of 131 amino acids. The transcript is spliced from 4 exons.